Homarus americanus (American lobster) is the source of this 723-nucleotide messenger RNA. Its product is annotated as keratin, type I cytoskeletal 9-like. Bases 1 to 555 code for a protein of 184 amino acids. The transcript is spliced from 2 exons. NCBI's taxonomy places the organism in Eukaryota, Metazoa, Arthropoda, Malacostraca, Decapoda, Nephropidae. The record is from RefSeq and is a predicted model, not a curated record.
AUGGCGAUGAAUUUUGUGGCAGCUAAAAAGACUGAGGAUCUGCCAGAGGCAUUCCCUGUUAACCGAGUCGAAGGACUUAGUAAGGACAAUGAUCAUGUUCGUCGGGGUGGCAGCCAUGGUGGAGGUUACGGGGGUAGUUAUGGUAGCGGCUACACCGGCGGUUCAGGUGGCGGUUCAGGUGGCGUCAACGUCCUGCUGGCUGGUAACGGUGGAUCCGGAUACUUCAGUGCAGGACCCAGGUCCCACGUGCUCAACGCAGGAGGCUUCCCCUUCGAGCCGUCCACCUAUGGAGCACAGCAGCAGUGGUACUACCAUGCUGCCCUAGCUGCUGGGGACCCAUACGCUGCUAAGGCAAUCGGUGGGGGUAAUUAUGCCAUCCAGUCUGCAGACGCAGCCGCUGCCAGUGCCGCCCAUGGUGUAGUAGCGCAGGCCAACGACCCCAACAUUGCUAAUGCAGUGAACUACCUGACGGACCACGCCAACUCCGCCUCACUCAACGCUGCGGCCCAUCACGGCGCCGCUUAUGUCGCCCUCAAGGCCAGUUACAACCACUAGCAUGAGCGACUUCUUUAUAUCCUGAGGCACAGAGGAAAUAUGAAUAUUUUACCUAGUCUACUGUGGCGCUUCAAGAGUUGUGUGUGUCGCCUCCACCAUCCUCUCUCCUUCCCACCAUGGGUGUGACCAUUACCAGUCAUGUUUGACAAUUAAACAAUUAAGACGCGA